CAAAUUGUUCUAAAGUUCUAAAGUGUAGUCAUGUCAACGAAUUUGGGAUCCAAGGAUGGCGUGCUCAUACGCAUAAUGAAAGUGUCGGACUAUCCGGAGCUAAAGAAUUUUAUGGGCAAGAAUUUUUUUAAUUCGGAACCACUGUGCGCCAGCUCCGGCGAGAAUGUGCAGCGACAUCAUGAGGAGGAGAAUGAUAAAUAUCACAUUUCGAUGAUUGAGCAGGGCACUUGUCUGCUGGCUCUGGAUGAGACUCAGCCUGGCCGCAUUGUGGGCUUUGUGCUCGCUGGCGCGCAAUAUCCCAGCGAUCUGGAGAAGCAUCGCAAGGAGGCCAUGGAAAUGGAGCAAAAUGUCUGGGGACGCAUUUGCGUGCUGCUCUCCAAAGUCGAAAUCGACGCCAAUGUCUUUGAGCGUUAUAAAGCAGCCAAGGCGCUUUACUCUCACAUCACCAAUGUGCAUACCUCGAUGAGGGGCAAGGGACUGGGUGGACGUCUAGCUGCUGCUCUCAUGGAUGUUGGACGCCAACAGGGAUUCCCGCUAAUGAUUGCCUACUGCACCAGCUACUACUCCGCUCGCCAAAAGGAAUCGCUGGGCAUGGAGUGUGUCUACUCCUUGGCCUAUGCGGACUAUAAAAAUGAUAAGGGCGAGGUGGUCUUCAAGCCGGAGGCGCCACACACGCAUCUGCGACUUAUGCUCAUCAAGCUUUAAGUGUUUAAUAAAUAUUAAAAACUGCUAUUGUUGUUAGGUAUAGUAAAAAUAUAA
Molecule: messenger RNA, 759 nt
Organism: Drosophila busckii
Lineage: Eukaryota; Metazoa; Arthropoda; Insecta; Diptera; Drosophilidae
Gene: AANATL3
Product: dopamine N-acetyltransferase
Exons: 1
Coding region: 31-705 (224 amino acids)
Molecular function (GO): N-acetyltransferase activity
Source: RefSeq, a predicted model, not a curated record